Effrenium voratum is the source of this 725-nucleotide messenger RNA. Lineage: Eukaryota; Dinophyceae; Suessiales; Symbiodiniaceae. The record is from the annotation of a GenBank genome assembly.
UUGGUUGGGUCUUUGGUUUCCCUGGUGGUUUCAUCCUGGAACACCCGGCGGCGGCGGCUGCGCCAUGCCGCUGUUCUCCGCGCUGCGGGGUCAUCUGCUUAGCGCCUUCCAAGAGGUUGGUGCGCAGGAUCCGAACGCGCCGCCGCCGCCGAAGUUUCGGAAGACCUUCACGUUGGACGCGGAGCCCUUUGAGGUCACCAAUUGGGCCUCCAACCAUCGACUGGAGCUACCCUAUGACGACACGGAGCACCCGGUGGUUCGCUGGCAGCUGCGAUGCUGGGGGCCCGCCUGCACCAACGGCGCGCUGUGGUACUCCCCGGACUACACGCGGAAUGUGAUGGGAGGCUUAGCGCACCCAAAGCUGGUGCUGCACCGCGCACACCCGGACCCCGACGACCCCGACAAGCCGCUGCCGCUGCUCACGCUGCUGGACAAAGCGAAGCUGCAGGAUGUCAACUGCUCCACGGACCACCACCUCACGCCCUUCUGCAAUUACUGCCUCAAGGUGGAGCCCGUUCAAAUGUGCGGGAACGGCAAUUGCCAGCCCAGCGUGAACCAUUUCAGCAUUCGCACCACCUGUCCUCGGCCAAAGUUCCUCACAGAGAGCGACGGCCGCGUCUUUUUCGGGCCGCAGUCGGACUCGGAUGAGCAGUACUGGCGCCUGAGUGAUCCAUUGGGCCGCAACCCCCCGCCGCAGCAGAAUUUCGACUUCAUGUAGCCAGGAG